GGCCGGUGUGGUGUCUUUGCUCCGCCCGCCGCCCCCAGUCCAUCCUUGUGUUUGACUUCUGUCCUCAGCAUUGUUAUUUCCCCAUCUUUGCCUCGGUGCUGCUGCUGAUGUGUGGGGAAAUGCCCUCUCGUCGUCCUCUGUCCCCCACGCCCAGUCCUCCGGGAGGCCCAGAAUGGCAGCCCCCGCCCCCACCCCGUGGGGAAUGUUCUUGUCAACCAGGUCUUCCCCAACAGAAUCCGGGAGGUUCUAGCUGUUCGCUUGGGCCCCCUCAUCCCCUCCUUCUCGAAGGGGUUUCGUUGGAAGGAAUUAUGCAAAUCCUGCUUUCUGGUGUCCAUUCAGCUGCAAUUUCAUGCGGGUUUGAAACUAUUCUUGAAGGGCUGUUUGGACCUGCGUUAUUAAAAGAUCUCAGUUUACUUAAAGAGUGUGAACCUGAAAACGUUUCUGAUUGGACUUUUGAUGAAAAUUGUCUAUUCUGUUGCUUAAGAAGAGAUAAAAUAAAGGGACACUUAGUCUGCCUGGAUGAACCAGCUUUGGGAGCUGGGCAAGAAGCUCUGCUUAAACAAGAGCAAGCAAAAAUCAUUCGAUUCCAGAGACAAGCAGAAGAGUUCCUCAAUGCAGUCUUUUAUAGAAAAGACAGUCCCUGGGUCUCCGACCCCAAUAUUCCCCUAGUGGCCCGUGAGAUCAUGCAGCGAAUGAUCCAACAAUUUGCUGCUGAAUAUACCUCAAAAAAUAGCUCUACUCAGGACCCCAGCCAGCCCAAUAGCACAAAGAACCAAAGCCUGCCGAAAGCAUCUCCAGUCACCACCUCUCCCACGGCUGCAACUGCUAAGAACCCUGUGCUCAGCAAACUUCUCAUGGCUGACCAAGACUCACCUCUGGAUCUUACUGUCAGAAAGUCUCAGUCAGAACCUAGUGAACAAGACGGUGUACUUGACCUUUCCACUAAGAAAAGUCCAUGUGCUGGCAGCACUUCCCUGAGCCAUUCUCCAGGCUGCUCAAGUACUCAAGGGAACGGUGAGAGCUCAGCAGAAACACUAGCAGUAGAUUCUAACAAUCAGUCGAAGUCCCCCCUGGAGAAGUUUAUGGUCAGACUCUGCACUCAUCAUCAGAAGCAAUUCAUUCGUGUUCUGAGCGACCUGUACACUGAAUCUCAGCCAGACACUGAGGAUCUGCAGACUUUGGAUUCUGGAACAAUGGAUGCAUCAUCUUGCAAUGCUGGCUGUGCCCAGCUAAGCAGCAGACAUAAGGAAAAUGAUGCUAUGUGCCUCGAUAGGAAGUCUCCUGCUUCUGUAGAUUUGUUUGUAGACUCACUGGGCUCUCACAGCUCUCUGCAUAUGACAGAACAGACACCGAAGGAGUCUCCUCCUGAGACAAACUGUGUAGAUGGAAGAGAGAAUGCCUUGACUGUUGUCCAGAAAGAUUCCUCUGAACUUCCAGCCAUUCAACCUAAUUCUGGCAGUUCAACAGAUAGUUCCACUCUGGGAUACCGCACUGCAUCUAAUUCUUCCUCUUUGAACUCCCACUACAUCUCUAAAAGCUUGGAGGGGCAAACCACUGGACAAGAGCAAGACCCAAAUGUGAAAACAUGUGAGGAUGGUAAAGACCAUAUGCAGAGUUCAGCUUUAAUAGAAAGUCUAAUUACAGUAAAAAUGGCUGAGAAUAGUGAGGAGGGCAAUAGCUGUAUUGUUUCUCAAAGAAAUUCAUUCAGAGCUUUAUCAGAAGAGACAUGGGACUCAGGGUUUAUGGGGAACUCACCUAGAACUGCUGACAAAGAGAAUGCUUUACAGUGUAGCUCAAAAACACCAUUGCACCAAGAUUUAGAGGCAGAUGAACAAGAUGCAAGGCCAAAGCAAGAGAACCAUCUUCACUCACUAGGAAGAAAUAAGGUGGGUUACCAUUCACAUCCCAGUGACAAGGGCCAGUUUGAUCAUUCCAAAGAUGGUUGGUUAGCCCCCAGCCCCAUGCCAGCUGUACACAAAACAGCUAAUGGACACUCACGAACCAAGAUGAUACCAUCUUCCAUCAAGACAGCUCGGAAAAGUAAAAAGGCAUCAGGGUUGAGGAUAAAUGAUUAUGAUAACCAGUGUGAUGUUGUUUAUAUCAGUCAGCCAAUAACAGAAUGCCACUUUGAGAAUCAAAGAUCCAUGUUAUCUUCUCGGAAAACAGCCAGGAAGAGUACUCGAGGAUACUUUUUCAAUGGCGAUUGUUGUGAGCUACCAACUGUUCGCACAUUGGCCAGAAAUACACACUCCCAGGAUAAAGCAAGCUGCUCCUUACUAGCAUCAGAAGUUAGUAAUGUGACUCCCAAGCAGACCCUAACAAUUUCAGCCCCUAGGCAUACAGUAGAUAUUCAGCUUCCCAGAGAAGAUAACCUUGAAGAACCUUCCAAGGAAAUAAUUUCUUUCAAGGAGGGAGACAGAGACACUUCAUCUGCAGAAAAGUCUCAAGAGCCUGAAGUUUGCCCCAUAAUAAAUGAACCAAAUCCCAGAAGCUCUCCUAGGUUGGGGGAGACAACAGCCCCUAGCCUGGCAUGUUCUUUGCCUGCUUGCCUCCCUGAAGAGGAUGUGCUGGAAAGCAGAACCAUGAUCUCGGCUCCCACAGCAAGUGUGGUGUCUCCCGAACAAGAUCAACAACGAGUUGCCUUGCCAGAUGUGGAGGACAUGAGUAUACUCCAGGACUGCCACUUGGUUCCCCCAACUGAAAGCAUUUCUGGGGGAGGCAAUGAAGAAGUCCCUUCUAGGCCUGAGUCUCCUCUUGAAACAGUCAGUAGAGAAGAAAAUCCUCUGUUCUCAGAAAAUCAAAGUCCUCCUGUGGGCUGGGAGCCUCCCCUGAGUCUGGGACAGGCUGAGCACAAGCAAAGCUUCAAUACUGAGGUUGGGACUGAAGAUACUCAAGAGCUACAUACUGAACCAUUCCUGAAAGCAAGCAGCACUUUUCAUAAUGAAAACCCCAGUGAGAUUGAAGAAGGUGAAGCAAUAUGUGGUACAGAAUACCUAGAGGGAGAGGAAAGUGCUAUAAAAUCCUCUUCAGAAAAAAUUACCUGUGAUCCAAACAUUGACUCACGUGAAGAGAACUUGGACAAGAAGAAAAAAGGUAAGAAGUUCCCUGAGGCCUCUGAUAGAUGCUUAAGAAGUCAGCUUUCAGAUUCUUCCUCUGCCGAUAGGUACCUAAGAAAUCAAAGUUCAGAUUCUUCCUCUGCUUGUCCUGAGAUCAAAGUUUCUAAAAAUUGUGGAGCAGAGGAUUCUGAAAAAGAAGAAGACCCUCCUGGGACAACACCUGAGGGCUUUCUGAAUGAUAGUUUUUGUACAGACAUUCUGGAAGAAACUGAAAAUACAAAUGCCAGUGAAUGCCCCUCUGAGAAAGAGGUUGAGCACGAGGGUGGAGGAGGAGGCAUCAUUACAAGGCAGACUUUUAAAAACAUGCUGACAAAAGAAGUCAAGAGGGAACAAGGAGAGAUCUCUCCUAGCAGGGAUCCCAUACCCACAGUUGGCCAGCCACUGCCUGGAGAGAGACUAGAAAUCUAUGUCCAGUCUAAGGUGAGUGAGGAAAAUGCUCAUGCGCCCUCAGAACAUAUUCUUUGUAAGAGGAACCUAGAGCAGCCAAAUGAGAGGCCAGGACACAUUCCCACACAGGAUGUGGAGGCAGUUUUAAAUAAAGUAGGCAGUGAGGAUACCGGGCAUAAAGAUGAUGUUAACCACGCCCCAUCUAGCUCAGCUGAGAUGUCAGGUAGUCAAAAUGAUGAUUCUCCUGGGCCACCAAAAUUGGUACCAAGACCUAAAAGAUUGACCUCUUCAACCUACAACUUGAGACAUGCUUACUCCCUAGACUCCUUGGAUACUACAAAAGUGACUUCAAAAAAGGAAGCCACACCAAUAAACCCAAUGCCAAAGGAAAAUGAAGCUUCAGAGAGUGCAGAUCCUUUAGAUGAGGAGGAUGUGGACACAGUAGUGGAUGAACAGCCAAAGUUUGUGGAAUGGUGCGCAGAGGAGGAGAACCAGGAGCUCAUCGCCAACUUUAAUGCCCAGUACAUGAAAGUUCAGAAGGGGUGGAUCCAGUUGGAGAAAGAAGCACAACCAACACCAAGAGCAAGGAACAGGUCAGAUAAACUGAAGGAGAUUUGGAAAAGCAAGAAAAGGUCACGGAAAUGCAGGGGUUCAUUAGAAGCUCAAAAGUUUUCUCCUGUUCAGAUGUUAUUUAUGACAGACUUUAAAUUAUCUAAUGUUUGCAAAUGGUUCUUAGAGACAACUGAAACCCGGUCUCUGGUCAUUGUGAAGAAGCUCAAUACUCGUCUUCCAGGGGACAUUCCCCCUGUCAAGCAUCCUCUUCAGAAAUACUCUCCUUCCAGCCUGUAUCCCAGUUCACUGCAGGCUGAACGUUUGAAAAAACACUUAAAGAAAUUUCCUGGAGCUACUCCUGCAAGGAAUAAUUGGAAAAUGCAGAAACUCUGUGCUAAAUUUCGAGAGAAUCCUGACCAACUAAACCCAGAUGACAGCAGUGAUGUCAGCCUCAGCCCUAAUUCUGAGGGCAGUAUAGAGGAAGUCAAGGAAGAUAGAAAUAGCCACCCUCCCACAAACCUGCCUACUCCAGCCAGUACACGGAUCCUCAGGAAAUAUUCCAAUAUUCGAGGAAAGCUCAGAGCCCAGCAACGAUUGAUCAAGAAUGAGAAAAUGGACAGCCCUGCAGGUGUGGCAGUGGAAAGUAAGCAGAGUCGUAAAAGUGUGUGCAUCAACCCUCUUAUGUCCCCCAAGCUUGCCCUCCAGGUGGGUGCAGAUGGGUUUCCUAUUAAGCCCAAGAGUACUGAAGGAAUGAAGGGAAGGAAAGGAAAGCAGAUGUCUGAAAUCUUGUUUAAAGCCGAAGUUCAGAGUAAACGGAAGAGAACAGAAGGCAGCAGCACCCAGGACAGUAAGGACAAGGCACUGACCAUGAAAGCUGGCAAAGAAAAGCAUGUUGAAGGACCCACCAAAACCCCUUCUGCCAAGAAGCCAUCUGUAAGGGACAGAGUCAGCCAGCUGCCAAAAAAAAUGUCUUUGAAAGAGAAUAAAGUGAAGAUCCCUAAAAAGUCCUCUGGGAAGUGCUACCCUCCUUCCAAGAAAGAAAAAGAGAAUACAAACAAAAGACCUGCCCAACCUACCACCUCAGAAGCACUGAUGAAGCCUGCAAAACAAAAGGUAUCAGGUGAAUCUUCUUCCAGGCCCCAGAAAGCCAUGAAUAGAAAGCCAAGCAGUGGGAAGACUAGGACCAGACCCUUGACAAAAGGCCCAGGGAACAGUGCAGCCCAGAGAAAGCGAAAGCUUAAGGCAAAGCUAGACUCUUCCCACAGCAAACGGAGACGGUUGGAUGCAAAGUGAUGGAAGGAUGGCAGCAAAGAGUGAAACUGUUCUGUAGAAGUAACCUUUUAUUUUGCAUUAACUAAAUCCGCUUUUAUAAGCUUAUCAAGCCUUUCAAAUUACAAUUAAUAGAAAACACAGUUUGAGAUGUCAGAAAAUGCGUCUCAGGUAGAGAAGAGAACUUGUAGAGUCCUUCUCUGAGAUUGAGUAAGGGAAGUUAUAUAUUAUAUUCUGGUUGUUCCUUGGGUUUUAAACUUGGAACCAAGCAGUUUCUGUUUUAAAAAGUACAGUGCCUUAUUUAUCCUUUUUGUUUUAAAAUUUACAAAAGCUAAAAAGCUGAUCUAUGUGAUUAAAGGCUUGUAUUUUAUACUUGAUGCACAAGCACUUGUACUGUAGCCAAGAAGACCACCGUUAUGCACAUGAAAGGAGCUUUCAGCAGCCAUCCUGCAGCAUCUGCUCCCGAACAGACGCCCUCUGCAAACCACAGCAGCAACUUCCCUCUCUGUCAUGUUUGUUUUUUGUUUAAGCGAUAUUUGAAAGCUAAACCAAAUCAUUUUUAUGGUAUGUGGAGAAUGCAGAGGAUAUAUAAUUAUAAAAGCUUAAUAUUUGUUACCUUCUUUAAAAAAAUCAUAUUCAUUGUUGGUCACUCUUCUCACCUUUUUGUUUUGUUUCGUUUUUGGUCUUUUUUGUCAUUUGAGAACAUCUUCUCUAAAUCUCAUGCCCAUGGGACAAAAAGAGUGUCACAAAUACUCAUUUUGGUUUACAACCUCUAAAACUUAUUUGCAUCCCCAAACUUUAUUGUCUGUAUUAAGCCUUGCAAACUAGCCUAGCAUUCUAACAGAUAUUUUUCCUAUUUUAGAAAAAAAUCUUUUUUAUCUUGUAGUUGUAAUUUGAUGAUUAAGAUGAAAGUGAGUAUUCCUAUUUUUUCUUACCCAGAGUACUUCCCUAUUCAGAUAAGCCAAAAUAUUAUUUCUGUUAAUAGGAAAUUUUAAGAAUAUGGGUGCACAUGUGCAUUUGGAUGCAUUUGCAUGUGGUUAUCAGCUGCAAAUGUCUCCCAAUACCAAUUUUACAGAAAAUUAUUUCUUCCCCAUGCAGUGUGUUCAUGAAGCUGAGUAAUUAGCACAGGCCAUCUGGUUUAAAAGUGGCCCAGUGACUCCAUGUGCAUCCUAAUACCAUGUUAGCACCAGAUUCUGAGAGUUAUGAACAGCACAGUUAUAUAGAAUUAGAGCCCCUGGCAGCUGGAGGAAGCUGCCCCAGCAGUCAGUUGGGUCCACCCCCCUACACACAGAAUUGAGGUUCAGCUAGAAUGCACCAAGUGAAUGUAUUUGUCUGGAGUGGAUGUCUUUGUAGAUUGAUUAGUGCCAUCCUAAGUGGUUAAAUGCUGAUAGUAUUACCCCUCCCCAUAUCUCCUCCAUGUGAUCUAUUCCAUGGCCCAAAAGUGAGAAUUGCAAUAUUUGUAAUUGAUGUUGUUUGCCUUUUCUAGGUAAAGCUUGAAAUGGGCCCAUUGGCUUUACUCAGUGCCUAUGACAUUGCUCUGCUUAUAGCAUAGUGUGUACUUGACAUUUCCAUUGGGCCACUGCAAAAAAAAAAAAAGGCUUGGUUGUUAAAGUCUCAGCUGCUUUAACAUGUUCUGUCACCAAUACAGGCUAGUAUGUACAGCUAUUGCCUUGUCCUUCUUUAAAAAAAAAAAAAUUCCAUUUAGGUUUUGGAUCUCUAUAUAAACCCAGAUUUAUUUUUUUGUGCAGAUCAUGAUAAAAACAAGCUGCCUACCCCAUUCUAUUAAAGGUUUGCUGUGUGUGAUAGAAACUUCUGAUUGAAUAGGACUAGGGAAAACCAUUUGAUUCAUGAGGAAUUGAGAGUUGUGUUGUAUUUCACAGACAGUGAAGUUACUAUCUUUAGUGAAGCCCUCUCUUUGUGUGUGUGUGUGUGUGUGUGUGUGUGUGUGUUUAAUGUCUCUUCUAUUUCAGGAGUCUUUUGUUUUUCUUGUUAUUAUCUUUGACUUGGGCCAUUCAAGAGCUACCUAUAUUAAUGAAACUGCUGAGUGUGUGCGUUGGCAGCCCUUUUUCAGCAUUAAGUUGCACAGAAGCAUUAAUAUGUUUUGAAUAAGUUCAUUUAAUCUUAAAAUUUGUUUUAAGGUUUAAACAACUAACUUUUCAUAUAGUUUUCACUGGAUACUGUUUUUGUGGUGACUUAAAGAGCUGAUGUUUGCCAAUGUCAGGUGUGCUGAUUCCUGUACAUAAGAGGUGCUCCCUUGGCUGCUUAUAGGCUACCUUGUAAGGUGCUUGGGUUAGGUUAGGGAGAGGAGUGAGAUAGAUAGUAAGAUGGUGGAACUUUUCUAGUUCCAAGUUUAUAAAUCAUUCCAUUACUUUUCUAAAAUCUUUUUCAUUUUUAAAAGCUCACUUCAAGAUAACGGCCAUCUCUCAUUCUAGGCUGCAUUUAAGAAAGUUUGUGUAUAUUAUACAUUUAAUGCAAUAGAUCAUAUUUUAAAUGGUCUUACACUUUUCAACAGUUUCUACAUUUAAAUAGACUGAAAUUCUAAAAAGUUAGGAGACUUAAAACUUUAGAAAUGUUUUGGUUGAAUCUCAUCUUUACUUACUCAGUUAAUUUUGCUAAUAGAAGAAAAAAAAACAAAAAUAAAACUUGAGGGCCAACACUGGAAGGUCCUCUUGCACCUAAAACGGAGGCUGGAAAGCUGUCUCUUAAACACCUCCAAGCCCAGACUUGAUAUGAACUCCAGUUUCCUCUUGUUUUCCCUCCUUUGAAAAGACCUCCUUCUUAUAAACCAUUUUUAAGUAUGGCAUGCUACCAGAUGUAAAGGCAGUUUGUCCCACAUUCUGGAUCCCAAAUCACAAAAGAAAUUCUGCUCCAAGGCCUAUACUCAGUGAAAUGACUGCCUCAGUGGUGGAGCUGAAGUUGAUGACCAGAGAUCUGAUAUUCCCUGAGUUUCUGGAGGAGCUAGAAGAUACCUGGGAAACCAUCAGUGGAGUUGUGCCAUAGCUUCUCCAAAGCUGGGCCCUGUUUGGGAAACCCAUUUCCUAUCUCAUCAGGCUCUCUAGUGGUGGGGUUGCUCCUUCAGUUGAGGUUCAGAGCCUCACUCCAUCAUUUCCUCAGACUGUGGCAGUCUUGCAGUGCAACAGGAAGGUCACAAACCUUUCUUUACUCAUGUUUGCUAAUCAGCACUUGCUAGCCCCUGGGAUUCCUUAUUAAGAACUUCUACAUAGAACUAUCUAAAACAGUAAUCUUUGAGUGUGGGUUUGUGCUUCAUUAUUCCUGUAAUGGUACAGAGAGAAGGCAUGCAUUAGUCAUCCCUUUACAUGUGGUGCUUUCUCAAGGAAUCUUCUGUGCACUAUAUACUGUGCAGGUGAAUUUCUCACUGUUCAAUUAUGUCAUCAGUAAAAUUCAUCACUCCAAGACAGCUGCUUUGAGUUGAGGUUUGCUUCCCACUUUGUGAUAGAUUCUGCAAUGAGGGCAAAAGCUAUCACUCAUUUACGGACACCAUUUCUGUUGAUCAGUGGACAUAAGAGCCCAGAAGGAGAUGAUGAGAUGAUGCAAGCAGAAGAUGCUCUAGUAUAAAGCAACAGCAAGUCUGGUGUCUUUGACAACACCUGGGACGGAGCUUUAAUACCCCAAAAGGGCUGGCCAGUAGAGAGAGAGCCACCCUGCCCCUUUUGUUUUCAGGUCAGCUGGUAUAGGAUUCUUUUUGGCUUGCAGCUGAUCUAAAGGUCUGCACACUGUGAACUGGUUGUUAGUAAUAAAGUUUUGUUAGAACAUAGCUUUGCCCGUUUGCUAACUGAUUAUCUAUGGGGCAGAGCAGUUGCCACAGAGACCAUCUGGCCACAAAGCCUAACAUACUGUCUAGAUCUUUUAAGAAUUAGUUUGCUUACCCCUACUUCAGAAAGUAAUGCUUGUUCAAGAAAUCUCCCAAUUUCUCUUUUUUCUGCCUCUUAUUCUCUGUUCCCUUCUUUGCUUCCUUUCUUUCUUAUCCUAGUUUUAUUGUUUAUUAUGCACUUCUUUGUUUUUUACUGCAAAGGAAACAUACUGAUAGAGCACAUGUACUACCAUCUCUUUAAACUCAAGCUGCCUUACCAUUUCAUCUUCCUUUAACUCACCCUUCAUAGUACCACACUGAAGCCACCUCAGCCUAUAGGGCCAGGUUUGAACCCAUGGCGAGAUUGGAUUUCAGAGUUCUAAAAAUAGGUGGCCCCGACCUCCCAUUUCACUCACAUAGUUUUAAUCAUAGAACUGAUUCUGGCUUCACUUCUUAUUUAUUAAAAUAAGCCAAGACUUUAUUUCUGUUAAAUUAGUUGAAAGUUCUUUAGUUGGACCUUUAGUCCUCCAAACAUCAUGUUUAGAUGUUUCACAGAAUAAAAACAAAGUCUGACAAACCCAUAGCAUUGUUUAUUCUUAUGUUUUUGGUCAGCUUUUAGGAAAAUAAAAAUAUAUUGGAGUUGAUAUCUUUUCAGUCACAUUCUUGCAAAAAUAAUUUUAUUAAAAGUAAGCCAAAAAUAAAAAAAGUUGAAGCAUUUGAAGUACUUUGGAAAAGAGUAAUUAAAAAUGUUAACAUCGCCUGAAUAUGACUGAGAAGCUGUGGAUUAUAUCUUUAGUUCAAAUCCAGUCAACUUCCUCCAAGGUGUUUUCACCCCCUAAAAAACUCAUGGGUACAUUUCUAUGUUAUUUUCCAAAGUGUGGUUAAUUGUCACGUCAUUUAAAAAAUUUUGUCAGUGACUUCCAAGCAGUGCUUAUCUUAAUUGUUUUGAAACAUUUUCUGGGGAGGGUGUGAUGCUGGGGAUCAAACCUAGGGCCUUGUGCAUGUUAGGCAAUCACUCUGCCAACUGAGCUACAUUUUCCAGCCCAAUUAUUUGAAUUUUUAGCAGUUAAUCUUAUGACUUACUGUGGCCUAAUAAAAUGUGAAAUUCUAUCAAUGUGUGUCACACCAGCAAGGAAAUCUUCAUAUCUAAGCAGUAUGUACUCUUCCUCAUGGUUGCUCCAAAUUCUUUUCUGCACUGGGUAGAUUGGGAACCUUGAGGGCCUGACCUGUUUCCUUUAGAUGUCAUAUUCACAGAAUCUCAAAGAACUCUAACACUGCUCUCAGCUCAGUGCUCUGCACUGCUAUGCUUCCCUGUGGCCCUGGGGAACCACUCUGGGUGCUUUGUAGAGGGUGUUCUUGCUCAUACUUUUGCCCUUGGAACUGAGUCAUAACUAGUCAUUUCCUUUCAUAACCAUCUCUCUGUUUGGUCUUCGUUUCCCCAGAACCUUGGUGGCUUAUCCUCAGCACUGAGGACACAUCCUUUGCUCCCUCCCUCAGAGGGGCAGUGAUACAGUCAUGUCAGUCUGAUGAGCACAGACAGUGAAGCUUUCUCACCCAGCAGGACCAUCCCAGUUAACACAGGUGCUCAGUGUGCAAGCAUAAAAGCAUGGAUUGCCCAUUUGAAAAAAGCAACUGGGUGUCUGCGGGAUUAUAAUCAGAUUAGAUGAAUGGAUUUCACCUUCUUUCAAAAGGAUUUUAACAAACUGUGUGUGGCCCACACUAAAAAAUUUACUACCUAACCUUCUACAGCACAGGUUUACUGAUCCCUACAAUAGUCACUCAAGAUUAAAUUCUGUGGAUAAUUAGGCACACUUUUUUGUUGUUCAUGUAGUACAGCAUUGCAACAAUUCUUUUAGAUUUUAGGAUAUCUUCAUCUUUUCAACCCAGUACACAGCUGCUAUUGCACAUUAUUCCUGAAUGAUGUCUGUGCAUAAGAAAAAAGAUAUCCCUCUUUGCUGAUUGAAAUUUAUUGAUAAAUUAUGGGUGUAUAGUCUACUAGGGUAUAUAAUUAAAACUGAAAGUACAAAGUUUUCUAAAGUUUCAUUGUGAUUUCGUUUUUACGAUUCAUUUUAGAAUCACAGUGAACUUGAUUCUGGUAGAGACAGUCCACUAUGGCAGUGCUCCGCACAAACUCUCUACUUAUAGCUUAGAAUAGUGCCUCUCCCUGAAAGUACAGGGUCUGUUGGUUGUACUUCUAGAGCCUUCCAGGUCUCUUGUAUCUAGGAUAUUUGCAAGUUUAUCACUCUCCAAGCCUUGGUCAUUACUUGUGAACUUAAAUGAUUGGUCUUUGCUUUAACCUUGAAUCCAGACCACACAUUCUUCUUUAAAUACCAGCAUGUCUUUGGCACCUUGUUGACACACCAGCAGCUUUAGACUGAAAAGGUUCAGGGCUCUCUGAUCUGGCCAUUGAAGCCCAACUCUGGUCAUGCCAGAAUUACCACCUCAUGGGAGAGCCGUCCUUGGAAUAUUCCCCCAUCUUCUUUUGCCUAUGCCACUAACCCUUCCAGGUGGCAUCUUCUCUGGGAUAUUCUUCCCCCUCCCAAGUGCUUCAUUGAACACACAUGAGAAGCAUUUUUCUCUUCAUAACUCUUUAUUUUAGUAUUUGAUGUUGGAUCCAAAUACCAUUCAAUUAUGAACUUUUUCUACCCCAGUUGUUUUCUGUGCUCUACACUGCAUGUUGUCUUGCAGCUAAUGCUGCAGUAUUUGGGAGCUAGUUUGUGGGAAAGAUACUAUACAAACAAGAUUCCCUAAUUUUGUAUAUUUGUACCACAGGUAGGGAUUAUUUUGAGAGCCACUGUAGCUUAAGUUUAUUGUUUUCACUAGUGGUUUCUGCAUUCUGACUAGCUCUAGAAGACUAUUAAUAACUGGCUUCAAAUAUAUAUAUAUAUAUAUAUAAUGCGUAUUUAUACACACCACUGUGGAAUUCGUUUCACUGUGUAAAUAGUGAUAUUUUCCUGUUCAGAUGCUUCUAUACAAAGUAUUUAUUUUAACAAAAAAUGAACUGUCAAAAGGGCUUUCCAAAAAUUGUUCUUGCCAUCCAUCCUCCUCAACCACUGCUCAGCCAUUGCACCCUUAACACAGUGAAGACAGAAGGGUGUAGCCUUGAAGCCCUCACUGUAUUUGGGCAGAUACAACAUGAAUUUGGAAUCUGAGCACUUCUCCCCACUAUCAUCCCAUCCCAGAACAAUGGGUUUCCUGCAGUGGAUAUGGCCAUGUCAGUGUGUGCUUCUAGUCUCAUUCUCCAGGGUUUAUGACAGUUAUCUCUUCACACCCUCACCAUGGGAGAUAAGCAUCCCACCUUCUGCACCUUGACAGUACUUGUGGGUACCUUGGCUCUCAUCAUCUUCCUCCUCCUUCUUUUCCCUGUCUCAGCAACAGCAAGCAUUUGUGCAGAUGUGGGCCAGUCCCACCUGUAACUGAUGGUGACAGAAUGAGACCAUCUGUUCUAAGAUGUGUUCAGCUUUACUUCUCAGGAGUUCCGAUCUGCUAUUCAGAGCACCCUACAUGUAAUGGGAAGCAGUGCUUUUUGAUAAUGUCCUAUUCCCCAUGUUCUUUUCCUUGGCACCCCUGCCUGUGUCAUGAUUCUCUUUCUGCCUAGUUGGCUGAACUGAGAACUACAGGUCCAAGAUGCUGGGAGCUUUGGAACUAGUUCCACAGGGAUCGUCAUCUCUUUGAACCAUAGUUUAUAUUUCCUUAUGGCCUCCUUUUAUCUUUUCUAAACAAAUGAGGAGGAUGCUUGAUUAGUGAUGCUGGAGAAUGUUUUUCUAAGAUACUAUUUGUAAGAAAAUCUGAUUUUAAGAUAAAAUGUGAAUGGUAACUAGGUGCCAGGGAAAUUUAGCACUGAACUAGACAGUAAAAACUUUUUUAACCUUUGCAGAAAGAAAUAGAUUUUGCUCUCAUCUAAAUGUUCACAGGAAGUAAUGUACAUAGUUUUCUAAAAAUAUUUAUUAUAUGUGCUGUAUAUGGAUUCAUGUUCUGAGUGAUGUUGGUUUGCAUUGUAGUAUUGUAGAAGAAUAUAUUAAGUAGUGAACUUCCUUUCAUAACAUAGUUCACACAUGGAGGAAGAACAAAAAAGCCAGCAUGUUGAGAGCUGUUUGGGGCCUUUGAUCUGUAAUGUAACAUCAUAGCCAAGCUUUAGCUUUAACUGCCCCUCUUCUCAUCUGAUAUAUAUAUGUAUGUGUGUGUGUGUGUAUAUAUAUAUAUACACAUAUAUAUAUAUAUUUGGUGGUCAGUACCCAGAUCUGCAGAGCAGAUUUCCAGGUGUUCUUUCUGAUGUGUUGCCCUUAAGCAAUAAGACUGUAGGUGAUGACUUACUUUGGGGUCCGGGUUGCCCUUGUCUCAGAGGAUCUGGUGAGGGUAAAACAGCUCUUGUGAUACCCUCUUGCCUUUGCUGGAGAGGUUGCUGUACUUGAAUUUUUGCUUCUGUUUGUCUGCACGCUCCCUCAUGUCACAAAACUCAAGUGAUAAAUGAGAAAUAUGCCCACACCAGACAUGUCAAAAGUGGUCAUGUAAAUCAAAAAGCAACUUUCUAUGAAUUUAGAGUCUAGAAUCUAGUUAAGGCAAAUUAAUUUGGCUAUAAAAUAAAUGCAGGAACUUUUCACAGGUGAAAUGAAGUGGAUCAUUUAAAGACUUUUGGCUAUGUCUGACCCAUCUUUAGAAGCUAGCCCAUUUCCUACCGGCCUCACAUCCCUGAGCUUGACACAUAUGCAGCCCUGUGUCUGGCUUCAGCCCUUUAGGUCAAUGUGAAGAGGCAGUCUCUCCUUCAUUUCCUCCAGUGUGUCCAGCUCAACAGGUUCCUACAGCUAUUUAGGAGCCUCUCCCUGUGACUGUCCUAAACUUUGUGAAAAAGAAAUACCCCACACCCAAAUAACCAUUAAUAAAAGUAAUUAGUUUUUUAGGCUUUUGGAAUUUCUUCUCUUUUGUAUUUAUGAUGGUGUUUGGAAUUUUUCACUAGUUUUUUUUUUCUUUUUUUUUUUAGAUUGAAGUAGGUGCAUUAGGAUAAAACUUUCCAUUGCUGAGCCAGAUAGCAAGCAAAGAGGAAAGAAAUUGACCUAUAUUGUAUGCUUGGGGAGGUGACUACUUGUGUUGGGGUGGGGGGAGGGGUGUGGUAGAUUAUGUGGAGGUAAAAUAGAAUUCUGGCCUGAGGCUCUCCAAGUCUUUAAUACUUUGUAAUAAAAAUCCCCUUCUUAGCCUCAGUCUCAAUAGAACCCUGCUAUUUACCCUCAGGGAACAAGUAGUUUUCAAAAUUGAGCUCCUCCAAGGUCUUUGGCCAUUGCCUGUGUGUAUUGGCAAUUUUGUGAACUCAUGGCAUUAUUUUCCCAUGUGCAUUAUAUUAUGAAAUUCAACCCCAACCUGUAUUAAAAGCACAGCCCAGGGUCCUAAUUGAGGGUAGUCAAUGCCUUUAAGGAGCCAGGGGGUCAUUGGAGGCCCAUGCAAUUUAACUGAAGCUCAGGUGCCAUGUUGGGUUUUUAUUAUUUUUAGGCCACGACCCUUACAGAAUGAAUUUAGGGGAGGGGCUGCUGAUCUGACUAUGGAUUCAGGGAGCUCUAAAAUGAAUCUCUACCGUUCCUUUAAAGAUCUUUCUGGUUCCUCCCAGUGUUGUCAUUGCCGAGGUCAAUCUGUAGAUGUUAAUAUGUGCUCCUUUUUGCUGUCUUGUAAGUCUUAGCCAGUGUUCCAGAUGCCCAAGGACAGGGCCUCCAGAGGGUGUAGCCCUUUCUUGGUACCAGGUGUGUGCUUGUAGUCUGAAGGGUGUAUUUCUAGAAAAAAGCAGUGAAAUUAGAAAUUCUGCAAAUGGUAACCUGGAGGAUCAGCGUGCAUCUCUUGGGCCUGGAUUUCCACUAUGUUAGUGAGUCUAGGAAAAUAUUGUGUCUUUAAUGGAUGAAAAUUCAAUGUAUGCUGUGAAUUUGUUGGUUUGAAACAAUGAAAAUUUUUCAUUAGACAAUGUUUACAUACCUCACCUGAAAAACCUUUGAGAGUGUAUAUAUGAAAUUUUAAAAUAUAUUAAGUUGCUUUAAAACAAUAUGUAUAGUUAUAAAAGUUGGAGUUAUUUUAACUUUGAAUAUGUACCAAGUCUCUUAAAUCUUGAAUUCUCGUAGACUUUUUGUGCGUCUGUGUUUUACUUUCCUGUUAGACAAUGUAGGAAACUGUUCUUGUUAUUGGUAAAGGGGCCCCCACUAAAAUCCAAGCUUGGAAGGAUUUCCUGUUUCAAAUUUUCUUGUUUGGUUUUGAGGGAUGGGGUAUGGAGCUAGAGGAUGUGUAGGAGGGAUUUCUCCAACACUGAUAUCUAUUCCAUGAGCUUUUUCAAGGCGCUUAUUUUAUUGCAGCAUAUUAAAUUUCUUUGAUAUUA
This is a messenger RNA of Heterocephalus glaber (naked mole-rat), 15481 nucleotides long. It is a transcript of the gene Lcor, whose product is annotated as ligand dependent nuclear receptor corepressor. NCBI's taxonomy places the organism in Eukaryota, Metazoa, Chordata, Mammalia, Rodentia, Bathyergidae. Gene Ontology annotation, molecular function: DNA binding. Gene Ontology annotation, cellular component: nucleus. Gene Ontology annotation, biological process: regulation of transcription by RNA polymerase II. The record is from RefSeq and is a predicted model, not a curated record.